AUGCAAAUUUAUAAAAUUGUCGUCCUCGGCGACAGCGACACUGGAAAGACUGCGCUAACUAUGCAAAAUUACGAUCCAACAAUAGAAUCUUCAUAUCGUAAACAGACUGUCAUUGAUGGUCAUGCAUGUAUGAUUGAAGUAUUAGACACGGCUGGACAAGAUUGCGAGGGUGUCGUUCUUUUAUAUUCGAUUUCAUCAAGACCUACAUUUGAAAGAGUAUAUAGAUAUUAUGAUCAAGUCUUAAGGGUCAAAGAUACGGAAAGUGUCCCUAUGAUUCUUGUUGGUAACAAAAGUGAUAGGCUUAAUGAAAGAGAAAUUUCAAAAGAAGAAGGAAUGGGAAUGGCAAGACGAUUAAAGUGUGAUUUCAUCGAAGCAUCUUCGAGGACUGGUAUAAAUGUGGAUCGGAAAGAACUUCAAGAGGAAAAAAAUUGCUAA
Messenger RNA from Cetraspora pellucida, 435 nucleotides. NCBI's taxonomy places the organism in Eukaryota, Fungi, Glomeromycota, Glomeromycetes, Diversisporales, Gigasporaceae. The record is from the annotation of a GenBank genome assembly.